Messenger RNA from Macroventuria anomochaeta, 1405 nucleotides. RefSeq lists its product as uncharacterized. NCBI's taxonomy places the organism in Eukaryota, Fungi, Ascomycota, Dothideomycetes, Pleosporales, Didymellaceae. Bases 65 to 1405 code for a protein of 446 amino acids. The transcript is spliced from 4 exons. The record is from RefSeq and is a predicted model, not a curated record.
CGAUGAUGAGGCCGACAAAUGCUCAAUCUUGAGCGAAGCCUCCAGUACAGCUUUGUCGAUUGCGAUGGACCAGCGUCAAGCAGAUUCCGGACCACCGCUUUACCCUGGCCCUCCGAAGUUAGUGUCCAGUGAACUUGGGUCCAGCGAGAUCGAGAACUUCGUUAAACGUACGAAAUACGACUUUCGAGUCUUCUACCUUCGACAAAAGCACUCACUCAACCGCUUGCACAUCACGAAGGCAGAUUUCGAGACACUACUACGAUUGUGCCAUGUUUUCCCUCGCUUCAACGAAUAUGUGAUUGGAUUUGGCCGGAAGAGCAGUGAAUCUGAGGUUGGACCUCCCCCGCUCAAGUUUCGACCCUUGUACACAGCUCACGACAACGUGUAUCGCGGUUUUGAGUGUACCUACAUCCUACGAUACGUCGAGAACACCAAUCGGGGUGGUCGAAAGAAUCCGUGGUCGCUGCGACAAUUUGGUGUUUACCAUCGCUUCAAGCCAGGAGGCAGUCGAUGUUCUACAUGGAUCCUUGUCGGGGCAUCGCAACGAAUGGAGGGACGUUUCGAUCAAUACACAAGAAGUGUGGACGACGUUGUUGCAGCAAAUCCGUUUGAAUUGCAUGUCAUUUUCCUCGACACUGUCAUUACCAGUUGGAGGCCCUAUCUGGUCUACAUAACGCAACUGGCGUCUCACUUGUCUGACAAAACCACUGGUGUGUGCAUUAGCACCGAAGACGACGAUGAAAACUUCGUCUCGAUCUCGGUCGAGGAUCAUCAGCAAUUGAAACAGAUCGAAGACGAUGUGGCUGAUCUCAUUCUAUGUCUUGACUCGACAUCUGACACUUUAACGACUUUCGAAGAGAUGUACGAUCGCUUCUGUCAUUGUCAAAAUGAAUCGAGAUCAGCAUAUACCCUUGAUGCGGUAGCCGUUGCUCUGAAAGAAAAAGUGAAAGAAAUACUGUAUACUAGGCGCAAAGCGGAAGCGCUGCUUGCGAGAAUUCAGAGCACCAGAACUCUAAUCUCAUCUCUACUCGAAAGACAGAGCGGCUACAACAUCAAUCACCAGAUAAGUGCACUUCGAGAGGGGAACACGAUCAUGCAAACAAUCGCCGAGAAAAACAGAAGAGAUUCAUCCAGCAUGCGGGUCCUUACCAUCAUUACCAUGAUAUACCUGCCCUGCACCAUUGUGUCCAAUUUUUACUCCACACAAUUCGUCAAUCAGACCGAAGUCGAUGGUGGUCCUACAAAAAUGGGCUACGCACAGAACGCUUGGGUAUUCUUUGCCAUCUCGAUUCCUCUGACCAUCUUUACAUUCCUGGUCUGGUAUUCUUGGAUCCAUAUGGAGUACAUGCGGAGACUGGUAGCUUCCCAACUGUCUGCAAGAAAGAAGGCUGAGUCGCCAGUAUGA